AUGACCGACAUCCCGUCCUCUGCUGACUUUUAUGGCCCUGUUGGCCCCUCUUCGGCGUCCCCCUCCAGCUGGUCGAUUGCCUCAUCCGAUACUGCUCCCUCCUCUGCCGGUUCUGUGAUUGAGAAGGUCCGCUACGAACGACUGCCCAAUGGCGGUCACCGGCAUCAUCUCUCGGCCCCGAAACGCCAACAAUUCCUUGCCAACCAGGUGCGACGGCUACGGGAGUUACUGGACGGAAGACGGGAUAGGGAUGAUCCCUCGCUCAACCAUCCGCAUCAACAGCAACAGCACAGUCAACACCAACUCAAGCCCGAGGUGUUUGAGCAUCCUCUAUCACUACUUAACGAAAAGUAUCAGGAUCUCGAGACUGACCCUACAGGAAGCCCUGCAAGCAGCCUUCGGAGGAGACACUCUGUCAAGACGGACUUUUCACAAACGUACGGAGAACUCCAGCAGAUCAUCGGCAAAGGCGCGUUCGGUACUGUCAGAAUCAGUGUCAAGCGAAACAUUGAAACCGGGGAAGAACACAUUUUUGCCAUCAAGGAGUUCAAAUACGCUCAUGGAGAGACCCAAAAGAUGUACAUGCGCCGACUGACGAGCGAGUUCUGUAUUGCCUCGUCAUUGAAGCACACCAAUGUCAUCCAGACGAUGGACCUUCUCCAACUUCAUGGAGACACCUACAGCGAGGUCAUGGAGUAUUGUGCAGGAGGCGACAUGCACAGUCUAAUUGCGUCGGCCAACACCCUGGGUGAGUCUGAAUCGAGCUGUUUCUUUUCGCAGCUCAUCAACGGCGUGGCCUUUUUGCAUUCGAUGGGCGUGGUGCAUCGGGAUCUGAAGCCUGAGAACCUGCUGUUGACGUCGGAUGGGUGCCUCAAGAUUGCCGAUUUCGGCAACAGUGAAGUCUUUCGGAUGCCCUGGGAGAAGAAGGUCCGAUCGUCGACUUCGAUCCGGGGGAGUGGCCCCUUUAUCGCACCCGAGGAAUUUACCAGCGAGACUUUUGAUGCUCGCAAGGUCGAUAUGUGGGCAUGCGGCGUUAUUUACAUGUGCAUGAGGCUAGGACGAUACACAUGGCACGAGGCCUCUGACGGCGACCCCAUCUGGGACGGAUUUCUCUACCGUCGGGACCGGUACCUCAGCGUCGGCGACCUUCACACUUCAGGAGAGUUCCCAGUCGCGCAACCACACCAUCAAUCACAGUCAGACCAGGGAUCUUACAUUCAACCACAUCAACUCCAACAUACACCUCACUACGUCAACCUCACCUCCUUGGAACAGGUCUCGCACAUCACCCUUGCAUGGCCUAACCAUAUCUCGGAUGUCAUUGAGCACCUCCUGGAACCCGAUACCAGGAAACGAUGGCAGGCGAUUCAUGUAUUGGACAGUGACUGGUUCCAGCACAGUGAUAACUGUCACCCUGUGGCCAGGCCGCCAGAGCAGGUGCUGGACGAGAGUGAAUUCCAGGACGCCGUGAUAGCGCCGGUGGUGCACCCUAGUAGUCAGAGGGUUGGAUCGAGGGUUGUACCAGAGGAGACUGAUGUGACGGGGUGUAAGAUCGUCAAGGAGGUUCGCGAUCGUCGGUCUGCUGCUGCUGCUAAUGGUGUCGGGAGUAAAAAUGGCAGUGGCAGUGCGAUAAUUAAUGAUGGGCGUGUUGCGCCCAUCUCUUAG
Messenger RNA from Linnemannia hyalina, 1665 nucleotides. Lineage: Eukaryota; Fungi; Mortierellomycota; Mortierellomycetes; Mortierellales; Mortierellaceae. The record is from the annotation of a GenBank genome assembly.